Messenger RNA from Pocillopora damicornis (cauliflower coral), 3763 nucleotides. RefSeq lists its product as uncharacterized. NCBI's taxonomy places the organism in Eukaryota, Metazoa, Cnidaria, Anthozoa, Scleractinia, Pocilloporidae. The record is from RefSeq and is a predicted model, not a curated record. Gene Ontology annotation, cellular component: intracellular anatomical structure. Gene Ontology annotation, molecular function: ATP binding; helicase activity; RNA binding.
AUACAGAGUGUUGUCUUCAAACCAGUGUGUUCAAGUGCAUCCAUCGUCAGCACUUAAGUAUCUUGGGGCAACGCCUCAGUUCAUCGUCUUUGACCAACUGCUCAAAACGUCUCGUGACUUUGUCGUCAACGUUACCACUGUGGAAGAGACGUGGCUGCGGGAAAUGAUUUCUACAGGAGCUCUCAAGUAUGACUUGGAAAACCUACUUUCAACUGUACUGACCGAAAUGGUAGUGCCAUGCAGUACAGAGCUCAUGAAGUUAACGUUUGAAGGAUGCAGAGGAGGAAAUCUUAAUCAAAUCGAGAGGAAAAUCGCGAAGUCAUGCGAUGACAGCUUAGUUGUGUUAGAGGAGGACAGAGUUCGUGGGCAAAUAAAAGUAUUCGUUCCUCCAAAGUACACGGCGAAAGCUCUGUCAAUGAUGGAGAGUAUCUUGGAGGAAAGCAGAAAGAUACUGAGGAGUGAGGAAAGAGAGGAGCCUCUGAAAGAAGAAUCUUUGGGAAACAGAAUUGUUUGGGGACAAGGCGGUGAAAUAUACGAAGUACUGAUGCCGGACAUGUACAGAACUGUCACGGUUGAUGAGAUAGAAGAUGGCAACGCAGUGGCUGUAUUAGAUCACCUUAAAACCUUUGGAGACGUAGUGAGGCACAGUUUUAAGGAGCAGAAUGGUAAAAUGGGCAUUUUUGUAACUUUCAAACGUUCUAAGGAUGCGAUUAACGCAGUGAAAAGCUCUUCCAACUCCUCUCUGGAAACUGACGUAAAAGUAAAGCCAGGAUUUAUGAUGUCCAGUAGCAUCCAAAGAAGUGUUUCUCCGUUUGAAGCGAAAGCCAAGUGGAUCCGACGUCGCGGUAAAGGUACAGCAUCUGUGGAAUUUCACAACUGUCAAGAUUUUUAUCGCACGCUUGGUAGAAUAUCAUCACUUAUGAUUAAGUCAGAGGUUAUUAUUUUCCAAACGGAUAAGGUUCGCGAACAUCAGAUAUUCCUGAAAGGACUCCACCCCGACACGUCAGAGGAGGACGUAAGGUCUGCUAUCGAAGAGAGACUCCCUGUGGUUAAAGUGAAGAAAGUUUAUAUUUCCCGAACUUCAGAAUUUGAAACACCUGCCAGAACUAUCUAUGCACAGAGGGCUUCCUUGCAGGAACGUCUCAGCGUCUUGGCGACAGAAGGCCAGUUUUCAAUAGACUUGAAAAAGCCUUCUCCCAAAGAUUUUGAGGGAUAUGCUUACCUAUCAUUUCAAGAUCCUGAAGAGGGUCAAGCAGCCAUAAGAGCUCUUAAUGGAACGCAUGUUCCUGGUAUCGGAGUUGUAACCCUGCAUCCCAACCAUGCAACAGUCUUGCUAUGUGACAGAAACGUUUACGCAGCCAUCAGAGGUGAAUUCGAAGAAACAAUCGACACUUUAGACGUAACAUUUAACACAAGACUGAAUGUGAAAGUCAAAGAUCAGCCAAAGCAUAAGCGUGUUGUCAUACAAAUACAAAGUAACUGUACGGAACACUUCAUAUGUACUAGCACUGCUUUAACCAAAAUUGUCAAUGGUGAUGAAAUUGACUGCAAAAUUUCUAAAAACCUGGAGAUUCUAUUAACUAACUCAGCGAAAGACGUACUUCAAACAAUUGAGAGGGACAGUAGAACCGUGAUCAAUCAAGAUUGGAAGAACGAGGUUGUCAGAAUUUAUGGACCCAAAAUAAACCGAGAAUCAGCAAAACAAGCUAUAAACAAGUUUCUUGAUGAUUCCAUCGCUGGCAAUAGCCACUCUUGGCAGAUUUAUCUUCGAGGGCCCAACAAGCCCCGCGGACUGCUGAAAGCUCUGUUUAUAAGGUUUGGUGCUAAUCUGCAAGGAUUACGAGACAUAAAUGGUGUCCAGAAGAUCCAUGUUGAAUUUAGAAACCACGUACUCAUCAUAGAGAGUUCAGACGAGGCUGAAAAACUAAUCAACAGUUACGUGGAGGAAUGCUGCAAAAAUCCUCCCCAAGAAUUGUUUCCUGUACAACAAGACCACGAAACCCAAUUAAUUUGUGGUGUAUGUCUAUGCAAUUUGGAUACAAAAGCAGGUGUGUACCGACUUGCUUGCUGUGGUCACGCCUACGAUAAGAGCUGUGUCAUUCAACAACUCAAGUCACCAGAAUUUCCACUGAAGUGUGUCAUGGAACAAUGUGGAGAGCCUCUUGUUUGGAAGGAUUUGCGAAACUUGUUGAAUGACCGUGAAAGAAAGAGGCUCGCUUUAACCGCAUUGGGUGAGUACGUCAAAAAAAAUCCUGAAAUUGUGAAAUACUGUCCAACAGCGGGCUGUGACAUGGUAUACUGUGUCUCAACUGAUGAGAGACCCUUCACCUGUGAUGCAUGUCUAGCUCAAACCUGCACAUCUUGUCAUGUGCAAUGGCACAGCGGGCUCACGUGCGCUGAGUUCAAAUCGGAAGUGCAAGCAGGAGGGACGUCUCCUGGAGUGGAUGAUGAAGGACCCAAGAAAUAGUAAGAAAUGUCCUAAAUGCAAGACAUGGAUUGAGAAGAAUCAGGGAUGUAAUCACAUAGAGUACAUGUGUUGACUGUGCCUGCAGGUGUUUCCAACCAGGAACGAUGUGUACGAUUAUUGACACUUUCCAAAUAAUACUGCAGCAUGAAUACAAUACUGUUUAUGCAGACAUACCCUUGACAAUUAAAGUCAUUGGUUGAUAUUUCAUUUUUAGUGGUUUUGAACUUUUCACGUUGAGGACAUUGCUUCAGAAGUUGUUCAGUGAUAAACUAGACUUAGUAGAUGGCUUGAAAAUUGCCUAUGAAUGAUGAAAAUGGACAAGUCAUUAAACAAUAUUUUUGUUAGAACAUGUAGUCAGUUUAGAAAGGGGAGAGCACUCAAAUCUCUCCUCGAGUGUACAUAAUUUCACUCUUAUUCUUUUAUGUCUGUAAGAUUAUUUCUUGGUUGUAAGGUUCAGAUGAAGGGCACUAUGGUAGUGGGUAGUAUGAUAAUUGAAGGACAGAAGUUUGAACCAGAAGCCCUGUCUGUGUAGUCCUUUAAUUAUAAAGAUGACACUUAAUUAUUUCUGAGUUCUAAGCCAUUUUAUUUGGAUGCAUUAUGCAGCUAAACUGGUACCUUGAGUAUAUAAUAACUCUUCAGUUUAUUAUAAAACUCUUGAUUGGUCACUAAUGAGUCCAUACAUGUAAAUAAGUAACAGAGUGCAGUACAGGAAUUCUGCAUUGCACUUUGUUGAAGUAAAAGCUUUUAAAAGUCAACAAAAAUUACUGAUUUCUAAAAUAGUUACAAAAGCAUACAGCUAGUGUUUUCCUCCACAGUUAUUGUUGUAAUGGGCCAAUUAGAGAAAAGCGUGAUCAUUUUCCCAGUUUUUCUUGGUAAGUGGUGUGCAGUGCAUAGUUUAAUUCUAUGUUAUAUGUAUCACUUUGUUUGAGUUGCCAGAGCUUUGAAUUAAUGGUAGUUUAGCACUGUAAAUUGUUUGUUUGCCAACAUUUUCAUUAUAGACAAAAAAAAAGUCAUAAAAGACAUAAGGUAAUAAAAGGUUUUAGAAAUUGAUAAAGUUUGCACUAUUUGAACCUUAAAAAAAAAUUAAUUGAUUUCCAGCAGAAUUUUCCCAAAUUGUUCUUGGUCUGUUUUAGGUUCCCUAAACAACAGCAUGCAACCCACAUUUCUAGGUUUCCAACAUUUUCUAUAUAAAUUAAUAGGUAACAUAUUUUUUUUAAUUUCCUGCACUUAGUUUCACUGACUAUUUAUGUUGGCCCUGAAUUUAUUUCUACCUUACCAAUUUCCACCUAAAAAAAA